AUGCCUCGAUCCCGUCCCGCCACGACGGGCUACGAACGCCUCACCCAGGCCGACGACCACAGCGACGACUCCGACGAAGAUCCCCUCUCCCAGUCCUACGCCUCCCUCCAGCCCGCUGGCGCGCCCCGACAUGUUCACACCUCGCAACCGCGCCAUCGCUCCGGCAUGGCCAGCCCCAAGUCGUUCUCCACCAGGCCCAAGUUCCGCCAACGCGCUGGCAGCAAUGCCGGUGUCGACCUCAAGGCCAUCAAUGCCCGCCUCGAACGCUGGGCCGAUGAGAUCGCCUCUCGCUUCAAACGCAAGGGGAAGAACAUGGCUGGUGAAGAGGAGCGCCUCGAGAUCCACCACUCCGUCUUCCAGGCCCCUGAAGGCGUACGCCCCGUUAGUGCUGAGGGCAUUGCCGCGCCUCAGGAGGGUGUCAUGACCAAAGACGAGUUCGAGGUCAUUGUCGAAAGUGUGAGAUCCGCCAUCCGGCAAGAAGUACACCCCAGCAUGAUCUCGCAAGGCAGUUCUGGCAGUUACUUUGCGCGAAACCCCGACGGCAAGAUUGUUGGUGUCUUCAAGCCCAAGGAUGAAGAGCCAUACGCAGCAGGAAACCCCAAGUGGAACAAAUGGAUUCAUCGAAACCUGUUUCCCUGCUGCUUUGGUCGAGCUUGCCUCAUCCCCAAUCUCUCCUAUGUCAGCGAAGCUGCCGCCUACGUCCUCGACUGUCAAUUGCGAACACAUCUUGUCCCCUACACCGACGUCGUUUACCUCUCCUCCAAGUCCUUCCAUUACCCCUUCUGGGACCGCCGCAAGUUCCACCGCAAGAAGAAGGGUCUGCCCGAGAAACCCGGUAGCUUCCAGGUAUUCCUCAAGGGAUUCAAGGAUGCCAACGUCUUCCUGCGCGAGCAUCCUUGGCCCGAUCAAUACUGGUCCGGCUUCCGUGCAAAUGAUGGCCAGAAGAAGAAGCGGAGGAGGUGGACAGAGAGUUGUCGUCCAUCCAGCGCUGCCUCGCCGGACGAUGCGUACGGUAGCGACGACGAGCAUGGAGGUCAGGAGGGGACUCCUUUGAGCCCAGAUCAUUUCGCCUGGACCGAGAACUUGAAAGAGUCUUUCCGAGAGGAGCUCGAGAAGCUAGUUAUUCUGGACUAUAUCAUGAGGAACACCGACCGCGGAUUAGACAACUGGAUGGUCAAGGUCGACUGGGAAGCGGGCAAGGUCUCGGUUGCUUCGGAUCCCAUCCAGUUGAACAUGGAGACGGUCGCAGAGGAAGAAGGCCCUCGCCCCGUUGACCUAUCCAACUCGCCUCCCCGCGCCACUCGAGCUUCAUAUCCCUACAAGGUCCAAAAGCCAAUGGAUGCUACUAGUCAGCGGCACACCGGACAGGAGCCUGUGAUGAGCCUUGGAGCCAUUGAUAACUCUCUCUCGUGGCCCUGGAAGCACCCAGAUGCCUGGAGAAGUUUUCCAUUCGGUUGGCUCUUCCUGCCUGUAGAUCUGAUCGGGAGACCCUUCUCGCAAAAGACGCGGGACCACUUCCUCCCCUUGCUCACAUCCACAGCAUGGUGGAGCCAGACCACACUCGCCCUAAAAAAGGUGUUCCAGAUGGACGUUGAUUUCCAGGAACGCAUGUUCGCCAAGCAGAUUGCCGUCAUGAAGGGCCAAGCCUGGAACGUUGUUGAGACGCUCAAGACCCCCGAUCAUGGUCCCCUCGAGCUGACACGUCGUGCCAAGGUCUGUGUCUGGGAUGAUCUUGUCGACGUGCCCGUUGCGGUUCCUAUGCAAGCCACGCCAUCAGAGGUCCGCCGCAACCCCCACGUCCGCCAGUCUAUGGACGAGGCAGACAUUGCUAGCUCCGCACCGGCACCAAACGUCCCUGUCACGGACCUCCUCGGCCUCACCAGCCCGCCCGCCGACAUGCCCCAUCCCGGCCGGUUUGAAAUCGCAUCUCCCACGAGUGAUAUUGCCCACUCGCCGCAGGACACGCACAUGACCGAAUCUAACCACCUGGAUCCGGCGGGGCACCCCUUGGAGAGCGGUGAUGCGGCUGAACGUCCCUCAAUCCAACCCAGUGGGUACAGAUCUAGCUACCAAGGCCCGGCCCGCGCCCUCAACAUGUACGAGCCCGCGCGCCAGGGACAGCAGCCGCCGCCGCACCGGCAGCGACGGUACUCGUUUGCUCCGGCAGCUGGUCGCCGAAACAGCAGCACCAUUGCCCAGCAUUUAUACGGUGACACGUAUGACGCCUACGACGAUGAUAUCGAGGGCGAUCUGGGUUACGCUGCGGCUGAAGGCCAGAUGGGCAAUCACCGCAAGGUCAUUGUUGAGCGCCUCGAGGCCGUCAAGAGCAGGAAUCCUGUCUUCACGUGGUGUUAA
Molecule: messenger RNA, 2355 nt
Organism: Ilyonectria robusta
Lineage: Eukaryota; Fungi; Ascomycota; Sordariomycetes; Hypocreales; Nectriaceae
Product: phosphatidylinositol 3 and 4-kinase-domain-containing protein
Exons: 3
Coding region: 1-2355 (784 amino acids)
Biological process (GO): Golgi organization; endosome organization; phosphatidylinositol phosphate biosynthetic process
Cellular component (GO): trans-Golgi network; endosome; lysosomal membrane
Molecular function (GO): 1-phosphatidylinositol 4-kinase activity
Source: RefSeq, a predicted model, not a curated record